ACGGCUGCGCUCCCCCUCGGCCGAACAGCUAUUGCGGUAGUGCCGCCGCCGCCGCCGCCGCCGCCGCGUGCGCUCUCUUUCUCUCCCGGUCUCUCUCUCGCGCGGCGACGAGCCGACGACUGCGCUACCGCCGCAGCUGCCGCCGCCGUACGCCAGAGGCCCAGGUCUUCAUCCGGCUCUUCGCUAGCAGCGAGCUCCCACCUGAUCUCCCAUUCAUUUUUUUUUAAAUAAAAAACCCGUGGGUUUGGGAUGGCAUCACCUGUCCAAAUGAUGGCAAGCAAUCUAUUACGCACAGAAGGCUUUUCUGGAAAUAUGGGACAAAGAUAUGGUUUAAUUGCUGCAAGAAGUCUUGGAUUAAGAAGGUUGCGAAUGACUCAACAUUGCUUCCAUCAACAACAUCUUUGUUGGCGACAUGUACAAAGUGGUGUGGUUCAUAAUAUCCGAUCAUCAUCAUCUCCUGGGGCUGUUGUAUCCAAGGGGUUUGACAGCCCAUUAGUUGAGAAACCUGAUACUUCAUUGGAUGUUGGAAUUAUUCACUUGUACCGCGUACCAUUUCUUCAAGAAAGUGAAACCAUGGAGCUGCUCAAGAAAGUGAAGGCGAAGGUUUCUGCUAAUAUUGUUGAUAUACUGACCGAGCAGUGCUUCAAUAUUCAAUUGGAUAAUCCACUCACCCCUGAGAAACUUUCAACGCUUCAUUGGCUCUUAGCAGAAACUUAUGAACCAGAUAAGUUGCAAAGUAGGAGCUUUCUGGAGGAGGAAGAAUCUAGUAGUUCCUAUGCUGUCAUUGUUGAGGUUGGUCCCCGGAUGACAUUUUCAACGGCAUUCUCAACCAAUGCUGUCUCAAUUUGUAAAUCUCUCUCAUUAGUAGAAGUGAGCAGACUGGAGAGGUCAAGAAGAUACCUUUUGCGCCUUGAGCCUGGUAGUGAUCCACUUGAUGAAAGUCAGCUCAAAGAAUUUGCUGCAUUGGUUCACGAUAGAAUGACAGAGUGCAUUUAUCCCAAAAAGCUCACAUCAUUUCAGUCAGAUAUAGUUCCUGAACCUGUCCGUGUUGUUCCAGUCAUUGAAAGAGGAGAAGAAGCAUUGGAAGAAAUAAAUGUGAAGAUGGGGCUUGCUUUUGAUAAACAAGAUAUUGACUAUUAUACACACCUGUUCAGAGAUGAUAUUAAACGCAAUCCGACUACAGUGGAACUUUUUGAUAUUGCACAAUCCAAUAGCGAACAUAGUAGACAUUGGUUUUUCAAUGGAAAACUUGUUAUAGAUGGACAGACCAUGCCUGCCACUUUGUUCCAGUUAGUGAAGAGGCCUCUGAAAGCCAACCCCAAUAACUCUGUCAUCGGAUUCAAGGAUAACUCAAGUGCAAUAAAAGGAUUCCCAGUAAACCAUCUACGCCCAACAAUUCCAGGUUCCACUUCACCAUUAUCCAUCAUGAUGCGUGAGCUUGAUAUUUUAUUCACAGCAGAAACCCAUAAUUUUCCAUGUGCUGUUGCACCAUACCCGGGAGCCGAGACAGGUGCAGGUGGCCGUAUAAGAGACACACAUGCCACUGGAAAGGGUUCUUUUGUUGUUGCUUCCACUGCUGGUUACUGUGUUGGUAAUCUUCGAAUUGACAAUUCAAAUGCACCCUGGGAGGACCCUUCAUUUUCUUACCCAGUGAAUCUGGCCUCUCCAUUGCAAAUUCUUGUCGAUGCUAGUGAUGGUGCCUCUGACUAUGGUAACAAGUUUGGUGAGCCUCUAAUUCAGGGAUAUACCAGAACAUUUGGGAUGAGGUUGCCAAAUGGGGAGCGGCGUGAAUGGUUGAAGCCUAUAAUGUUCAGUGGAGCUAUUGGGCAAAUUGACCAUGCACACAUAUCGAAGUGUGAUCCAGAAAUUGGCAUGCUAGUUGUGAAGAUUGGUGGUCCAGCAUACAGAAUUGGUAUGGGCGGUGGUGCUGCCUCGAGUAUGGUUAGUGGCCAGAACGACGCAGAGCUUGAUUUCAAUGCUGUACAGCGUGGAGAUGCUGAGAUGGCACAGAAAUUGUAUCGUGUGGUCAGGGCAUGUGCAGAAAUGGGAGAGAAUAACCCUAUCAUUAGCAUCCAUGAUCAGGGCGCAGGAGGAAACUGUAAUGUCGUUAAGGAAAUAAUAUAUCCAAAGGGUGCUGAAAUUGAUAUCCGUUCAAUUGUUGUUGGUGAUCAUACAUUGUCGGUCUUGGAGAUAUGGGGUGCUGAGUACCAGGAACAGGAUGCGCUACUUGUGCAACCUGGGAGCAGAAGCCUGUUAGAGUCGCUUUGUGAUAGGGAAAGAGUUCCAAUGGCUGUCAUUGGGAAAAUUGAUGGCUGUGGGAAAAUUGUGUUGAUUGAUAGCGCUGCUGUAGAGCAUGCCAAGUUGAAUGGCCUCCCUCCUCCACCCCCUGUUGAAGAACUUGAGCUUGAAAAAGUUUUAGGAGACAUGCCUCAGAAGACCUUUGAGUUCAAGCGUGUUUCUCAUGCCACAGAGCCUUUAGACAUUGCUCCUGAGGUAACACUUUUGGAUGCUCUGAAGCGAGUAUUAAGGCUCCCAUCUGUGUGUUCAAAGCGUUUCUUGACCACAAAGGUUGAUAGGUGUGUGACAGGCCUUGUUGCACAACAGCAGACAGUUGGGCCUCUCCAACUUCCUCUUGCUGAUGUGGCUGUGAUUGCACAGACAUACACAGACCUAACAGGUGGUGCUUGCAGCAUUGGAGAACAACCAAUAAAGGGUUUGCUUAAUCCUAAGGCCAUGGCCAGACUUGCUGUUGGGGAGGCCUUGACUAAUCUUGUCUGGGCUAAGGUUACAUCACUUUCUGAUGUCAAAGCAAGUGGGAAUUGGAUGUAUGCUGCAAAGCUUGAUGGCGAAGGUGCAGAUAUGUAUGAUGCAGCUGUCGCAUUGGCUGACUGCAUGAUUGAACUUGGUAUUGCAAUAGAUGGGGGAAAAGACAGCCUUUCCAUGGCAGCCCAAUGUGAUGGUGAAGUCGUCAAGGCUCCUGGAAAUCUUGUCAUCAGUACUUAUGUGACAUGUCCUGAUAUAACAUUGACAGUAACCCCUGAUUUGAAGCUUGGUAAUGAUGGAAUCCUUCUGCAUAUUGACCUCUCUAAAGGAAAUCGCCGUCUUGGUGGUUCUGCUCUUGCACAAGCAUUUGAUCAAAUUGGAAAUGAUUGCCCAGACAUUGAUGAUGUUCUGUACCUGAAGAAGGUAUUUGAGGCCAUUCAGGAAUUGCUCAGUCAACGUCUUAUUUCAGCAGGCCAUGACAUAAGUGAUGGUGGCCUUAUUGUGAGUGUUCUUGAGAUGGCAUUUGCUGGUAAUUGUGGUUUUAAGCUUGACAUAGACUUGGAAGAUAGGAGCCUCCUUGAAGGACUUUUUGCAGAGGAACUCGGCCUUGUUAUUGAAGUGCACUCGAAAUGUCUCAAUAUCGUGAAGCAAAAGCUUGAAGCAACAGGCAUUUCUGCUAAUGUAAUUGGAGAAGUUACUUGCUCACCAGAAAUAGAAGUUUUUGUUGAUGGCAAUCUGCAUCUCAAGGAAAAAACUUCAGAUCUCAGGGAUCUCUGGGAGGAAACGAGCUUCCAGCUUGAGGAGUUACAACGUCUGAAAUCUUGUGUUAAACUUGAGAAAGAAGGAUUAAAAUGCAGAACAUCGCCGUCAUGGUCUCUGUCUUUUACUCCCAAAUUUACAGAUGAGAAACUGUUGAUUGCUUCCUCAAAACCAAAGGUCGCUAUCAUUCGUGAAGAAGGGAGCAAUGGGGACAGGGAAAUGGCUGCUGCAUUCCAUGCUGCUGGGUUUGAACCAUGGGAUAUCACAAUGUCAGACCUCUUGGCUGGGAAGUCUUCUCUAACAGAGUUCCGUGGGAUUGCGUUUGUUGGUGGUUUUAGCUAUGCAGAUGUGCUAGAUUCAGCGAAAGGUUGGGCUGCAUCAAUCAGGUUUAACAAACCCCUCAUUCAGCAAUUUCAGGAUUUCUAUCACAGGCCAGAUACGUUCAGCCUUGGAGUAUGUAAUGGUUGUCAGCUUAUGGCUCUUCUUGGCUGGGUGCCAGGAUCUGAUGUUGGAGGUUCUCUUGGUAAAGGUGGAGAUAUGUCCCAGCCCAGGUUUAUUCACAAUGAAUCCGGCCGUUUCGAGUGCCGGUUUACGAGUGUGUCCAUUGGGGAUUCUCCUGCUAUCAUGUUCAAAGGGAUGGAAGGUUCUACCUUGGGUGUUUGGAGUGCUCAUGGCGAGGGAAGAGCUUUCUUCCCAGAUGAAAAUGUUCUAUCUACUGUUGUGAAGUCUAAUCUGGCACCUGUGAGAUAUUGCGAUGAUUUUAACAACAUAACCGAGACCUAUCCCUUCAAUCCUAAUGGUUCUCCACUAGGUAUUGGAGCACUUUGCUCCCCUGAUGGGAGGCACCUUGCUAUGAUGCCGCAUCCAGAGCGUUGCUUCAUGAUGUGGCAAUACCCAUGGUAUCCCAAGGAAUGGCAGGUUGAGAAGAGUGGCCCCAGCCCUUGGCUGCGGAUGUUCCAGAAUGCUAGGGAAUGGUGUUCAUAGUGCAGGGCAGUGUCUGGAUUCAGCAAUGUGAUCAUCGCCGGGGUACUGGCUGUUACGAGUAUGGAUGGUUGUUCUCAUUCGAUGACCCCCUUUUUUGCGGAAUAAGUGUUUGACCAGCAGUGCGUUAUCCAAUAGCUGAUAUUGAGUUUCAAGUUUGAAAAUUUAAAAAUGGAAAACUGCCUGGUUGUCGCAUAGCCUGUCAGGACGCCUGAUCUGACUCUCUGUCUUGCUGAUGGUUGCCAAAGAUAUAAUAACUGUCAUCUCACAUCAGUGAAUUUCCCAAGUAACACACAGAAUGCUUGAUGUGUUACCCGAAUUAAAUGCUUAUGCGAUGUUUAAGUUUUUGUGCUAUCUGCCUGAUGAUGAGUAAGUUUGGACUCAGUUGAGAUAAUUUUUCUGGUGCUGUGGCAAAUUCUUGGGGUCUCAUAUUACUCCACUAGCGUUUCACUAUUCCAUGUGUCUAACAGUUCAAAAGAACCCUGUGCUUGGUGGCUGGCGAGGCUGGGUCUACUUGACGAAUAAGGGGCAUCCUAUUUCAAAGAUGCUGCAAGGUGCUUCUCUACGGAUUGCUUGUCUGAUGGCACGCUUAAGAAUCAAUACAGCUUGUUACAAAGCUAGCUUGUAUACAGACAUCCAUGGUUGGUUCACAGCUUGUCUGAUGUAUGCUUGUCCAUAUUUUCCUCCGUGAAUGAAGGCAAGCACUCGCCCCAAAUGGAUGGAUUUUCUGGCUGUUCCUUAUCUUUGACAUCUACACAAUUGAUUACUGUUGUAGUGC
Messenger RNA from Sorghum bicolor (sorghum), 5281 nucleotides. RefSeq names its product probable phosphoribosylformylglycinamidine synthase, chloroplastic/mitochondrial. Gene Ontology annotation, biological process: 'de novo' IMP biosynthetic process. Lineage: Eukaryota; Viridiplantae; Streptophyta; Magnoliopsida; Poales; Poaceae. The transcript is spliced from 4 exons. The coding region runs from base 250 to 4506 and encodes 1418 amino acids. The record is from RefSeq and is a predicted model, not a curated record. Gene Ontology annotation, molecular function: phosphoribosylformylglycinamidine synthase activity.